Pyrenophora tritici-repentis Pt-1C-BFP is the source of this 2505-nucleotide messenger RNA. Its product is annotated as Nop14 multi-domain protein. Gene Ontology annotation, biological process: maturation of SSU-rRNA. Lineage: Eukaryota; Fungi; Ascomycota; Dothideomycetes; Pleosporales; Pleosporaceae. The record is from RefSeq and is a predicted model, not a curated record. Gene Ontology annotation, cellular component: nucleolus; Noc4p-Nop14p complex; small-subunit processome.
AUGCCGCCGUCUCAAUUAAAGCGGCUGAAAGCCUCGUUGCGUGAACAAGGCAUUACCGGCCCACAACAGUCGAAGAAACAGAAGAAGUCUCAAUCCAAGAACGCCGACCACCACGCACGAAAAGCAUCUGCGCUGCAAUCAAUCCGCGAGUCGUUUAAUCCCUUCGAGUUCAAGCACCUUGCGCGCCCUCACAAGCAUGAAUACGUCUCUGCACAGGCUGAAAAUGCGCCAAAGAAGAUUCUCGGUCGGCCUGGCGUCACAAAGAGCCAGGGCGAGGAGGCAAGGCGCAAGUCGCUGUUGCCGGAGAUGCAUCGCAAGAACAAGGUUGGAGGAAUCUUGGAUAGGCGGAUAGGCGAGGCGGAUCCGACGAUGAGUGUCGAGGACCGCAUGAUGGCCCGGUUUGAACAGGAGCAGUCGCGCAAGAGGAGUGGCAAUGUGUUUGAUCUCGAGGAUGACGCUGAUGAGGUGGAGCUUACGCACGGUGGGCAGUCUCUGCGAUUCGACGAUGAGAUUGGAGAGGAGGAUUACGACGCGGCGAGUGUGGCGGGGUCGAGCGACGACGAAGAUGGCUUCAUGAAGAAGAAGAGGAGGAUAGAUGAGGUGGAUGGUGAGGCGCCUGCUACAGAGGAACAACCAGAGCGCAAGAAGAGCAAGCAGGAGGUCAUGAAGGAGGUUAUUGCAAAGUCGAAGCAGUACAAGUACGAGCGUCAGGCACAGAAAGAGGACGACGACGAGAUGCGAGAUGCACUCGACAAGGAUCUCGGUGAUGUGCUUGCUGCGCUGCGUGGACAUAUCAAUAAGAAGCCCGAGCCGGACGCGCCGAAAGAGUCACAGCGGAACGAUUUCGGGAUGAAUGCCGACCGUGCUGCGCUUCUUGCUGGGACUACACAGCAGGACAAGGAUAGGGAAUACGAUUCGCGCGUGCGCCAGUUACUCCUGGACCAGCGAGCGAAGCCGACGGAGCGGACAAAGACGGAAGAAGAAAAGGCUAGGGAAGAGGCUGGUCGCUUGAAGGAACUUGAGCAGAAGCGCAUGAAGAGGAUGCGUGGAGAAUCUGUCAGCGAUGAUGAAGAGCCGCAGAAGAAGGGUAAGGAAGCAGAUAAGGAGGAAGAUGACAUGGACAGCCUUCCAGACGAUGCUGCCGAGUUCGGCUUGAAAGCACCAGGACAACUCAGGCCGGAAGGUGUCGAGGAUGAGGACGACUUCAUCAUGGACGACGACCUCGUUGCUACCGACUCGGAGGCGGAAAUGUCGGAUGAUGAGUCUGAGGCUGGCUCUGCGAUUGACGACACCAUGGCCAUGGAUGAAGAGGAUGCCGACUUUCUAAAGGACGUCAUGCCCGAGCGCAAAGAGCAGCCCAAGGCUGUCAACGGUGUGCUGACGCUCGGUGCUGAGACAACGUCGAAGCUGGCAUAUACAUAUGAAUGUCCUCGGUCUCACGAAGAGCUGUUGAAGGUGUUCAAGAAUGUGGCACCCAACGACACCUCUACAGUCAUUCAGAGAAUACGCGCACUCUACCACGCUGGACUCCGCGCAGACAACAAGAACAAGCUUGCGGAUUUCGUAUGUGCCCUCAUCGACCACGUCUCGUAUCUUUCGAAUCAGACACCAGCAGCUCCACUAGCAGUCAUCGAGGCCAUCAUCCGACACAUUCACUCCAUGGCGCGUUCAUACCCCGUUCAGAUAGCUACAAAGUUCCGCGAGCAUCUCAAGAACCUCCAAGUCUCCAACAUCCCCACGCCAGGCGACCUAGCCCUGCUCUCAGCCAUCGGAUCCAUCUUCCCCACGUCCGACCACUUCCACCAAGUCGUGACACCAGCCAUCACACUCAUGGCCCGCUGGAUGGGACUCACCUCGCCCGCCUCGACCCAAGACGUCGCAACCGGCGCCUUCAUCGGCGCCCUCUGUCUCCAAUACCAACGCCUCUCCAAACGCUACGUCCCAGAGUUAAUCCGCUACACAACCCUCUGCCUGCUCUCCCCCCACGCCACACCCACCCUACUCGCCGCACACGCCAAAAACGUCCUCACAGCCGCCUCAACCUACGAAACCUCACCCUCCUUCAUCGAAAUCUUCACCCCCCUCCUCCCCCCCCUAAAAUCAUCCAAACAAACCCCCGUGCACCAAAACCUCUCCGCCCGCCUCGCCCUCGCCCGCUCCCGCCGUCGUCCCUUGUUGUUACACACGCACCGCGCCCUCCCCAUCAAAACAAGCAUCCCCAAGUUCGAAGAGAGCUUCGAUCCCAACCGGCACUACGACCCGGACAAGGAGCGUGCGGAGGCGAAGCGGCUGCAGAAGGAUUAUAAGAGGGAGAGGAAAGGAGCGAUGCGCGAGUUACGCAAGGAUGCGCAUUUUAUUGCGAGGGAGAGUUUGCGCGAGAAGAAAGAGAAGGAUCGCGCGUAUGAGAACAAGUAUCGCAGGUUGGUGGCGGAGAUUCAGGGCGAGGAGGGGAGGGAGAGGAAUGGGUACGAGAGGGAGAAGAAAGCUAGGAAGGCGGGGCGGUAG